Prunus armeniaca (apricot) is the source of this 1440-nucleotide messenger RNA. The record is from the annotation of a GenBank genome assembly. Lineage: Eukaryota; Viridiplantae; Streptophyta; Magnoliopsida; Rosales; Rosaceae.
AUGCUGGAUCUUAAUCUGAACGUCGUCGGUUCUGGCCCAAACGACGUCGAGUCGUGUGGCACCCAAAUGGACGAGUCGGGGACGUCGAACUCGUCCGUGGUCAAUGCCGACGCAUCCAGCACCAACGACGACUCGUGCUCCACACGCGCCGCCAGAUACGACGCCGUCACGACCUUCAACUUCGAUAUUCUCAAGGUCAGGGGCGGAGAAGAUGAAGAAGACGAUGUCGUCGUGACUAAGGAGCUGUUCCCGGUCACCGGGGGCCUGAGCAAUUGGCCCGGCCAGGGGCAGUCGUCAGCGUCGUCGUCUUUGGUGAGGAAGAACUUGAUGGAGCUUGGGUUCGAUCAUGGCGGGUCCGGAGAGGUCAGGUUGGUUCAACAGAAACAACAGCAACCAGCCGCACCGCCACCACAGCAACAGCAGGUGAAGAAGAGCAGAAGAGGGCCGAGGUCUCGGAGCUCUCAGUAUAGAGGGGUCACCUUCUAUAGAAGAACUGGUAGAUGGGAAUCUCAUAUUUGGGAUUGCGGGAAACAAGUGUAUUUGGGUGGAUUUGACACUGCUCAUGCUGCGGCUAGAGCCUACGAUCGAGCUGCUAUUAAGUUCAGAGGAGUUGAUGCUGAUAUCAAUUACAACCUCAGUGAUUAUGAGGAGGAUUUGAAACAGAUGAAGAAUUUGACCAAGGAAGAAUUUGUGCACAUACUACGGAGGCAGAGCACUGGUUUCUCGAGGGGGAGCUCGAGAUAUAGAGGGGUUACGCUGCACAAAUGUGGCCGAUGGGAAGCUCGAAUGGGGCAGUUCCUUGGCAAAAAGUAUAUAUAUCUUGGGCUAUUCGACAGUGAAGUAGAAGCUGCAAGGGCUUAUGACAAGGCAGCAAUCAAAUGUAAUGGAAGGGAAGCAGUCACCAACUUUGAGCCAAGCACAUAUGAAGGGGAGAUGAUAUCUGAGGCUGGUAAUGAAGAUGGCGAUCACAAUCUUGAUCUGAAUUUGGGGAUAUCUCCCCCUUCAUUUGGCAAUUGUCAAAAGGAAGUCGAGGGGCAUCUUCAAUUCCAUUCCGGCCCUUAUGAUGGGCACAAUGGAAAGAGGAUGGAGCACAAUGUAAAUGCAACGAUGAGUGAUCCACCUUUCAAAGGGCUAGUAAUGACAUCACAGCACCCACCAUUGUGGAAUGGUGUAUAUCCUAGUUACUUUUCCAAUCAGGAAAGAGAAACAGAGAAGAGAAUUGCAUUAGGAUCUCAAGGACCCCCCAACUGGGCUUGGCAAAUGCAUGGCCAGGUCAGUGCUACCCCAAUGCCACUGUUCUCUACUGCAGCAUCAUCAGGAUUCUCAUUUUCAGCUACCGCUCCCUCCGCUGCUGUCCACCCCUUGCAACCCUCAACCCCAACAGCCCUCAAUCUCUGUUUUACUUCGCCAGCCACGGCUGCCGCCAAUACUUCUCAAUAG